This is a messenger RNA of Daldinia decipiens, 525 nucleotides long. RefSeq lists its product as uncharacterized. The record is from RefSeq and is a predicted model, not a curated record. Lineage: Eukaryota; Fungi; Ascomycota; Sordariomycetes; Xylariales; Hypoxylaceae. The transcript is spliced from 3 exons. Bases 1 to 525 code for a protein of 174 amino acids.
AUGGAUGCAAAUAAUAUGGCUACUAUUCAUGGAAGAACGCUGCGCUAUCUUCCUGCUCCUCCCCCUUUCCCCCUUUCUACCAUAAUCGCAGCUAUUAUAGUCUGCUUUAUAUGGUACACUGUGCUUAAUAGAGCAGGAAAUGAGAUGUUUAAAGCACCUAUCAUAGGCCCCGAAGACACGAUUAGAGCCAGAUGGCGGUUCUUUCGAAAUGCGUCCACACUCCUAAAUGAAGGAUAUAAGGAGUACAAGGGCAAGAUCUUCAAACUAUCAGGACAUGAUAUUCUCGUUCUCCCUAGCAAAUAUAUUACUGAGCUAAGGAGUAUGCCCGAUGAAGAGUUAAGUUCAAUCCAGGCGAAUAUCGAUAACUUUGAAGGUCUAUACUCUACUACUGCCAUUCUCACCGAAGGGAACUUGCAUACUCGCACCAUUCAGAGAAGACUGACACCUAGACUGCGUCACCACGUACCAAUAGUGCAGGAGGUAUUGAAGAGACACUUUCCCGAAGAACUUCCUGCCUACCCGUAG